Messenger RNA from Dendronephthya gigantea, 1879 nucleotides. Its product is annotated as dynein regulatory complex protein 10-like. Lineage: Eukaryota; Metazoa; Cnidaria; Anthozoa; Malacalcyonacea; Nephtheidae. The record is from RefSeq and is a predicted model, not a curated record. The transcript is spliced from 5 exons. Gene Ontology annotation, molecular function: protein binding. Bases 151 to 1578 code for a protein of 475 amino acids.
AAAGAUGCAAAAUAAUUGUCAAAAACACUUUCAAAGCAAAGUUCAAAAGAUUACCUAUACAAAAAAAUUUAUACAAGCUUUUAUGUUUUUGACAAAAAAUAAUUUUGACCAAAAAGCAAUCACGACAACUGACGACAACACGAAGCAAAGAUGGCUGCACCAAUAUUGGAACCAAUUAGAAUGGUAAAAAUGCCUUCGACGGCUUCAAGUGCGAGUGAAACACAGAGCAGAAUUCAUGAAAAAGUUCAUCGCUUUAAAUCUGGAGACAUCGCAGACCCUUUGAAAGUCUUAGAGCCGGAAAGGAAGAAAUUAACAUCACUUGAAUCUCAACGCAUUAUGGCUGUUUUGGAGGACACCAUACGUCGUAUUGAAGUUUCUACAAUCCUGCCAUUUGUAGUGGAAAAUCUGGGCCGAUUUUCUAUCUUACUCGGAGCAGAACUUACGCACUUGUUACGAGAGCAUGACAGUUUACAAGGACGCUAUCAAAAGGCUGUUUCUCAACUUCAUUUGGACGAAAAGAGACUUGCAAGUUUACAAGAGAAAUUUGAUCAACAGAAGAAAGAAAAAGAGGCCGAGUUCUUCUUGUAUGACGAACAGCAGACCCUCGAUGUACAAAAUGAUGAUGGUUUAUCUGCUUUAGAUGUAAAUCUAGCAGAUGGCAAGGUUAAAAAGGAAGAGAAAAUGGUUGAUUUUUUAAGAGGACAACUGCAACAGUCACUCAGAACCAUUCUGCGGCUUUUUGUUCGAAACCCAACAGCCUUAGAUGCCUUGAGAAACGAGAAGAGGGAACGUUCACCGGAAGCAAAGGAGAUGUUGAUGCAGCUUGAUGCUUUGAAAGGAACUUUGUUUGAACGUUUGUUACGGACGCCAUCUGAACUAAAAGAGAGAGAUAGUUAUCUGAGAUUUAUAACUGAACGAGAGAGGAAAUUGAGCAAGCAGGCCAAGAAAUUACAAGAUGAGUUGAACAUUGCAACUGAAGAUAAAGAGAAUGAGUUGUCGAAACGUAAUGAAGUUAUACGGAAAAUAAAGUUUGAUAUCUUCCAUGUUGAGCAAACAUCAAAAGAGACAAACCAGCAAGUCAUUAACGAAGCAACGAAGGAGCAACUAGCGGAAGAGAAGAACUCUGAGGGCAAGAGGUUGAGAUUGCAGCAAGAUAUAAUUGAAGAGAAGAAAUUGAUUGAAACUUCGAUUGGGAAACAUCGCGAAAAUGAGCUUGCACUUCGUAAGAAAAAGUACAAGGUUGAAACUGAGGUAGAAAACUGGAUACAGAAAUAUGAUACUGAUAUGGGUGAACGGCAGAAUGAAUUUGAUCAGUUGGAUGAGAUUUAUACUGAAGAGAAGAAACAACUGAAUGAACUGGAAGAACGAUUUCGGACGAUGGAGAAAGAAUAUCAGGAAAUAGUGGAGCAGAAAAAGAUUGCACGAGAGAAAGCAGAAGACGCAAACAGGGAACUUCAAGCUAAAAUCAAGGCAGCCACUUUAAUACAAUCAUUUUGGCGAGCAUUGAAGGCAAGAAAGCAACUUAAGAACAAGAAGAAAAAAGGGAAAAAAGGAAAGAAGGGAGGAAAAAGGAAAUGAUAGAAUAUUGUGUUGCGAGUAAUUGGACUUUGUUAUCCAAAUAUACUGUUCAAACUGUAGAUUUGAAAUCACUUUAGAGCAGGCAUGCAGUCCAUUAGAGUUGGUGAAAGAUCCAUCAUAGUUGGAUUCAAAGAAGAGCAGAUGGGUCUUGGUGAAUGAGCCUAUGUAGUUAGUUCUUAUAAAUGGCAUUAUCUACACCUUGAACUCUUUGUAAUAUUACUUGAAAUAAUUUGUUAUAUAAUUUCACUAUCUUUUGCAUGUGGAGUUUAAAACAAAGUCAUAAAUGUAAGAUCAUAUCUGU